Molecule: messenger RNA, 1365 nt
Organism: Cherax quadricarinatus
Lineage: Eukaryota; Metazoa; Arthropoda; Malacostraca; Decapoda; Parastacidae
Gene: Nedd8
Product: Nedd8 ubiquitin like modifier
Biological process (GO): modification-dependent protein catabolic process; regulation of proteolysis; protein neddylation
Cellular component (GO): nucleus; cytoplasm
Molecular function (GO): protein tag activity; ubiquitin protein ligase binding
Source: RefSeq, a predicted model, not a curated record
GAUAUAAUGUGAAUUAACGUUAUGUUAUACAAACUGGAAGUAGUCGCCUUCCCGUCACUCUCAGCAGCACAACACUGAAAAAUCUAUCAAAGUCUAUCAAGGUUCUUCAAAAUCCAUCAAAAUGCUGAUCAAAGUGAAGACACUAACCGGGAAAGAGAUUGAAAUUGAUAUUGAGCCAACAGACAAAGUUGAGAGGAUUAAAGAAAGGGUCGAGGAAAAAGAAGGCAUACCACCACCUCAGCAACGACUCAUAUUUUCUGGGAAACAGAUGAAUGACGAGAAAACUGCAGCCGACUACAAAGUUCAAGGUGGUUCUGUACUCCAUCUUGUGUUGGCUCUCCGAGGAGGAUUUAGCGGAUGUUAAGCCAACGAGAUGUUCCGAGACUUACGGUGUAUCUCCAGUAUCCUGCACUCCCUGUAUCCCUCCCUUGAAGAAUGAGUGCAUACACUUCAGAAUGCUUUUAAGGAAAAGCUACAACAUGAGUAACUGCACAGGGAGCCUAAUGAAUUGCACCUUCUUCCAGCCAGGAAAGAAGAGCUAGUCUUUCCUUACACAUAUAAAGCGACUACAGUAAUGUAAGAGAUUUAGUUUAAUUAUACACAGUUGCUCUUGAUGAAAACAGAUAGUUUUCUCUGAAGUGCUUGCAUAUUGCUAUAGCUUUUGUAAUCAUGUGCUUAUUUCAUGAAUAUCUCUAUUGAAAUGUUUCACUGCAUUGAUGCAAUUGGCUCUGAGAACAAAUUUGGACAUUUACAGCACAAGUUCGUACGAACUGUUCAGUCAAGAUUUUCUUGACGGUACUUCCUAAAAUUAGAUUGAAACUUUCAUAAACAAAUUUAUACUCGUGAAAAUUUUGUACUUUAUUUACAUAAAGCUGUACAAUGGUAUAGUGAUGCCAACAAGAUGUGGAAAAAGACAACUUAUUUGCAGUUUAGGACAUUUAUUAGGGAAAUGUUUCUCUGUGUAAGGACUGAAGAAGCCACUAGUGGUAAAACUUUUCCUCUAAUAAAUAUCCUGAACUGUACUUCAGUAUCUUUUUUCCACACUUAAAACUGUAUUGUAUUCUGGGAAUAGUUAACCUCAAAUAUGCUUAUUUGUCCUUUAUGCAAAGCAUGCAAUAACUACUAUUGUUUACUAUAAGUAACUGCAUGUUUUGCAGAUGUAUUAAAGAGUUUAUUGAAAUCUUCCACUUGUGAAGAGCUGUCUUAAUUUGCCAGAUCUGAGUGCUGUGCUUCCUGUUCACCAGCUUGAGGUAAUAAAAUGAAGCAGAAAUUUGUAAUAUAUUCUGACUUCUAGGAAUUCAGUGGAGGAUCAUGUCAACAUUGUCUCGUAUGUUAUGAAACUCUUAUUAAACUUCUUUUUGUAAA